Messenger RNA from Dothidotthia symphoricarpi CBS 119687, 1745 nucleotides. RefSeq lists its product as uncharacterized. Lineage: Eukaryota; Fungi; Ascomycota; Dothideomycetes; Pleosporales; Dothidotthiaceae. The transcript is spliced from 2 exons. Gene Ontology annotation, molecular function: ubiquitin protein ligase activity. The record is from RefSeq and is a predicted model, not a curated record. Gene Ontology annotation, biological process: ubiquitin-dependent protein catabolic process; protein ubiquitination. The coding region runs from base 70 to 1611 and encodes 513 amino acids.
UCCAACGCCUCUCCACGUCUUCUGUCUUGAGCUAGUACAACCACUUCCUCAGCCAUACCAGUUGCAAGAAUGGGCACCUUGACGGCAGAUUGUCCACGCCUUGAUGCUCAUUGCCCGCACAAACUCGCAACGUCAUGCCGGCUCACGUCGACACUGAAUUGCUGCGCCUGCGCGGAUGAGCGGGCUCAUUCGAUGACAUACAGAGUGUACAUUGAUGGCGUGGGUUUUGUGCAGCGGGGGACACGCUGGCAGGGCUACUGCUGGUUCUGCAAAGAGUUCUGGACCAACCGUCUCGCUGCCACCGACCCCCCGCUGAACAUCUCGCAAACUCGCGUUCCUGAGAUACCGGAUCAGACCGAGUUUCUUGAGCGGUGGUUCGAGUUCCAUCAAGGCUACCGUCUUGUCCAGCGUCCUGAUGGCACCGAGCAGCGGAUUUCCGUCAUGGGCGAGCCGCUCAAGGACGUGAGCCCUGGCUUUCUGCCACGCACAUUGGCGCAGAUGAGAGAGGGCAUGAGGAAUGACGCGAGGCGGUCCGAGAACAGGCUGACGAGGCGCCGGUUGUCGUCGGAAAACGAAGCAUCGCAGCCACAGCAGCCGCACCAGAGUAUAGAAGACGCUCUCGACAGCCUUCUUGACGAGGUAUCUGACGACGAGGCUCCAACUCCAGUCCCAGCUUCAGUUCCAGCUCCAGCCCCAGCUCCAGCCGGACCGCAAACCCCGGAAAUAUUGCCAUCACUGCAAAUAUUGCCAUCAAUAGACCCUCGGGCUAUCCUUCGUCGCAACGCAGAGCAAACUCGGCGCGCGGGAGAACGAUUUACACGCCUGUUUGGCACUCGAGAGGAAAUACAACAAGACGACUAUGAGUCGCCCCUCUCGACCAUGUACAACAGAGCCUGGGGACGGUUUAGACAAGCUGAGGAGCUGCGAGCAACUGGCGACAAUACCGCACCUUCACUGGAAGGGCGACCAGUCGAGGAGCGACGAGAGAUCGAAGAGCAACUCCUCUGGAGUGUCAUGCGAGAAUCACAGAACGCAUCCCUGGGUGUUGAGGGGGCAGAGGGUAAUGUAUGGAGCUACACUCCCACAGACGCCAACAGCAGCGCCGAGACCUCCUACCAAAGGACUCGCCUCCGGAUAAAUGAGCUCGCUGAAAGCUUGCGUUUCGCGCCUCCUGCCAUGCCAGCCCCCAACGUGACCACACCGGCUUCCUCAUCAAACCCAAUGUCGCAAGUCCGCUCCUCCCUCCAACAAAUCCAAUACGAACUCAAUCGUCUCCGCGCAGCUUCCGACAGGGACCUCUUCGUGUCAGAAGCUGGUGAAGCCCUUCGCUUACCCCGCCCCUUCGAACCAAUACCCGUCAGGACACUGGACAACCAGCCUGGUCGCCCGCCGCCAAUGACUGACGAGGCAAUGACAAAGGUCCUGGCUUGUCAAGUUUGCUACCAGCAGCUUGCAGAUAUUGCCGUGCUGCCGUGUGGACAUAUGGUGAUGUGCCAGUGGUGUGCUGAUGUGGUGAUCCCGGUCAAACAUAGCCAUGUGCCCAUCAGGCCGAGCAAGUGUCCGAUGUGUAGAAAGAUGGUUAAGCAGAGGUUCAAGAUCCACACUGGAUGAUACUAGAGAUAGAGACGUCAUGAAUUUAUGUCCAGAUCUGCACAAUCAAUCCGAGAUAAAUAAAACAUACAUGUGAACACAUUACAUACCGGUAUCCGUCAUAGCCUCCCCCCCGUAAUUAACUCACCUUUGGG